ACAGGAUUUGUUAGGCGGUGCUGUCGGCCCUUCCUCCUCCUGCGCGCCCCGCCGGACGGUGACAGAGCGGCGGAGCCAGCCGCCAGCGCCGCCGCCAGGGUCCCUCCACCGCCGCCGGGGCCCAGGGGAGCAGUUGGCGCUGCCGCUGGCCAUGGUGGGCCGCCUGCCGCCGGGGGGGCAGGAGCAGGAGCAGGCGCGGCGGCGGCGGCCGCCAUUGCGCGCGGGGGCCGCGGGACUAUGAAGGAUGGAAGCGGACGAGGUUACGAUCCGCGAGCAGAACUUCCACAGCCAAGUGCGGGAGUACACGAUCUGCUUUCUCCUAUUUGCUGUUCUCUACAUAGUUUCCUACUUCAUAAUCACAAGAUACAAAAGGAAAGCAGAUGAGCAAGAGGAUGAAGACGCCAUUGUUAACAGAAUAUCGCUGUUCUUGAGCACCUUCACUCUAGCAGUUUCAGCUGGUGCAGUCCUGCUUCUACCUUUCUCAAUAAUCAGCAAUGAGAUCCUGCUUUCUUUUCCACAAAACUACUAUAUUCAGUGGCUAAAUGGCUCACUGAUUCAUGGUUUAUGGAAUCUUGCUUCUCUUUUUUCAAAUUUAUGUUUGUUUGUCUUGAUGCCUUUUGCCUUUUUCUUCCUGGAAUCAGAAGGUUUUGCUGGCUUAAAAAAGGGCAUCAGAGCACGCAUUUUGGAAACUCUUGUCAUGCUUAUUCUUCUUGGGCUGCUUAUCCUUGGAAUUGUAUGGGUGGCUUCAGCUCUUAUAGACAAUGAUGCUGCCAGUAUGGAGUCUUUGUAUGACCUCUGGGAAUUCUACCUCCCAUACUUGUAUUCCUGCAUAUCACUGAUGGGAUGCUUGUUACUUCUGUUGUGCACACCAGUGGGGCUUUCCCGGAUGUUUACAGUAAUGGGUCAAUUGCUGGUGAAGCCAACAAUCCUUGAAGACUUAGAUGAGCAGAUGUAUAUCAUUACAUUAGAGGAAGAAGCCAUCCAGAGGAAGCUUAAUGGUGCAUCUUCUGCAGUGGAGUACCAGACAGCUGAGUUGGAACGGGAGCUUGAAAAAGUGAAAAGCAGGAAAACGAAUCUGGAGAGGCGGAAGAAGGCUUCUGCUUGGGAAAGGAAUUUGGUCUAUCCAGCUGUUAUGAUCUUGCUACUGAUUGAGACAUCCAUCUCAGUCCUCUUAGUUGCUCUCAACAUUCUUUACCUGUUGGUUGAUGAGACUGCAAUGCCAAAGGGAUCAGGGGGGCCAGGAAUAGGAAAUGCAUCCCUGUCCACUUUUGGUUUUGUGGGAGCAGCCCUUGAAAUCAUUUUGAUUUUCUAUCUUAUGGUGUCCUCUGUCGUCGGCUUCUACAGUCUUCGUUUCUUUGAAAAUUUCACUCCCAGGAAGGAUGACACAACUAUGACAAAGAUCAUUGGAAACUGUGUCUCAAUCUUGGUGCUGAGCUCUGCUUUACCAGUGAUGUCAAGGACGCUAGGAAUCACCAGAUUUGAUCUGCUUGGAGACUUUGGAAGGUUUAACUGGCUGGGCAACUUCUACAUUGUGUUAUCUUACAACCUGCUCUUUGCUAUCGUGACAACGUUGUGUCUGGUCAGAAAGUUCACUUCUGCUGUGCGAGAGGAGCUCUUGAAGGCAAUAGGAUUAGAUAAACUUCAUCUGUCAAACAAUCCAAGAGACUCAGAGACAAAGCCAUCUGCAAAUGGGCAUCAGAAAACACUGUGAUUAACCAUCACCUGCAGCCAACAGAGCUGGAAACAUCAACCUCAUGGCAUUCCUGUCAUCUCAGCAGCAUUUUCAUACUAAUUUUAUUUGUUUAUAAUUUGGGUCCAACCUUGUCUCACUUUUUCAUGCUGUGUGCUUCUGAGGAAGUUAGGUACAUCAGAUUCUGUUCUACCCAGUGAUGUUUUGUUCUGCUGUACAUCGGAUUCUGUUCUAUCCAGUGAACUUUUGUUCUACUCGUUCAUUUCCCAGUAGGUCAAUGCAGGAGGUGCCUUGGAAGACUGGAAGCUGAAGAGAAUAAUCCAUUCUUUUUUAUUUCUUGACAAUCUCACAUCUUUAGACAGAAAUCUGUUACCAUUUGAAUGCACAGUACCUCCUGUGUUACAGACACAGCUAUAAAGAGUAACUUUGGGACUUGGUUAAAAAAAGUGUAACAAGGAAAAAAGAAACCAACAAAGGUACACUUGAAGCUUAAUAUGACCCUUGCUGUAAACUACCUGAAGUAGGCAGCCUUGACAGUAGAUAAAGACUUCCACUAAGAUGUUAAAAAUGACAGCAACUAGUAGACAUCACAGUCCCUCUGAUGCCAGCUACAGUGGGCUGCUCAGAGUCUAGUGUCACAGAGCUCUCUCUCAGGCCAAAGGCCAGCAUCUUCAGCUUUCUCUUCUUAGCUAUAAAUGCUGGUAGUCAGACAAUGUCUUACUGAAUAGAGUGAAGUAGAAGAUGAAGAUUAACUUCAGUGUUAAAUCUGAGCCUAGUAUGCUUUGUAAAAAGCUGUGUAGACCUCCUGUCACAGCUCUUACAGUGCUGUAAGCUAUUGUGCCGCGGAGGUCACUUACCCUACCAAGUACAUCCCUGUAAAAUUAUUGAUGAACUACUGUGUAUAAGCAGUACUUGUAAUCAAUGCAAGUAGCACAGGCCUAGGAGCCUGCAAUUGCAGUUUUUUACAACCUUCUUUAAUUUGAAGUAAAUUAUUUCUCUGAAUUUAUAUAGGAUAGUUACCAGGAUUUCUGUUCGGUGGCAUAAUCCAGUAUCUUUCACUAGCCUGUUUUUAAUGUACACACGACCAUGUAUAUAGGCCUUUAUGUGUAGAUAUCAAACUCUAAGCUUAUGGAUAUGACAUAGAUGGCUUGGUAAGUAAAAACUGCAUUCAGUCAUGGCAGCGUGAACUUCUGCGGCGUUACAGUUGGCCUGCUCAGAGGCCUUAGAUUCAGGAUGGCAUUGGUGGGUGGUAACAUCCUUUUUUUUAGCAGCCUUAGGAAUCCUUUAAGCAGUGUAUAGUACAGAAAACCUCCACCAACCAAACCCCAAGUCAUCAAAAUCUGGUUGCACUUUUGUCCUGCUCUGCCACAAGUAAUCUUCAAAGAGGUAGGAAAGGGAGCACCUUCCGUGUGUGCCCAUUGCGUAGUGAGGCAGACGACACUGCUGUUUGUUCCCAUUGCUGUAAAACAAGUCUGUCUCUCUGCAGUUUGAGGUCUGAUCUGUGUUGUAGUGGUGACAACUGGUUCUCUAAUGUGGUUCUGAAAUAAGAUGAACUUUGUGCUAGAAGCUCUUUGGCUGUUCUCCCAAGAUGACUGCUCUUGGCUGUAGACCUUAUUGCUGUGUGUGUGAAUAUGAGCUGCUUGUCUCUCUAGAGUGUUUCACAUAUUAAGCUCCAGUAUACAUGAGGACUUCUCAUGGUUUUUUUUUCCUUGCAGCUGCCUUUUCUCACUUGAACUGGGGUAUAAUGUAAAUAUUGCUGUAGAGUUAUUUUUUAUGUGUGUGAUCAGUAUAAAUUCAAGGCUUAUUAAAGUGACUAUUGAUGUGUUGUACUGAGUCUUGGAAGACAAAGUAAAAUUGCUUGAUUUGACUAAGAUUUACAAGCAUCUUUUCUAUUGUUUGAGUUUAAUGCUGACAUUUUAGGGAGAAAUCCUUUCCUGAUUCUAAAGUUCUGCAUCCAAAACCAGAGAGGUCUAGUGAAAAGUUGUUUUGAAAUGUGUUUACAUUUUAAAUACCAAGAGAUUUAUUAUUAGUGACACUUUUCAGGUAUUCUCCAAGCUUGUAGCCUUAUGUAUUAGUUUUAUAGUUUAAAAACAGCUGAAAUGGGUCCACUUGUCCAUGCAAGUGAUUGACCAAAAUUGUCCUCAUGUCUUAGUGGGGCAGGUCAGCUGUGGUGUGUGAAGCUAGUUAGUUUUGUUGAAAUAUUUCUGUUACAACUUUAAGACAGUUAUUUAAAGACACUCUAUGAAACUGAAGUAACCAAUGUAAGGAAUAAACCUAGGGAGAGUGAACAUUGCUCUUCAUGCUUUUGGAGAGAUGUUUGACCUGGCAUCAGUGACCCAAGAACAUAGAGGACCAAUGGAUUAUAGUGUGUGUAUGGUUUCUGAAAGUGAGAUGGGCAGUUGCUUAAAUUGAGCAGAGGCAGUUCCUGCUGGUAAGCACAGAAGUGACAGGGAAGAGUUUAAAAUGCUCUUUCCAAAUGAACGUUACAGCCUUGCCUGUUCCCACCCCAUCUGCUGGAUUCUGCAGUCGGAGGUGUCUGAGUUAAGGCUGUGUUAGUGAAGAUGUUACACUGAAGUACAAAAGGUGGCUAAGAUGCUGCCUGGUUUCCAAGGUGGAAACUCAGAACUAUGCUGUGCAACUCCUGACAGUGUUUUGUUGUAGAAUCAGCUGUUUAUAUUGUGACACUGUCCACAUUAAACUAGACCUUUGGCCUUGAAAAAUCACAUGCUUAUGCAAAACUUCUUCUCAGAUACAGUGCUACAAAUAUACUGUGUGUAAGAUAGAGAUCACUAUGUAGUUUUCACAGAAGAAUAUGGUCACUUAAAUAGAAGCUGCUGGUAAUUCAUUAAUGGAUGUUGAUGAUACAUUCCUAGUAUUUUGACUCAUGUAGAGUCAGGUGGUCUGUACCUUCAAGGUAUAUACAGCUGAUCUUAGUAACAUUAACAUCUGCCUCGCUUCUUAGGAGGCAAAAAAGCACAUAAACGCAUCCAUCUUCAAUUAGAUACCACACAAGACCAAAAAAUAGAUGUAAAAUAAGUGUUUUAAGUUAGCCAUUUCUUGGCUUUAUUCUGCAUCAGUAGCACAAUGUUAGGUGCAGUGGCAGAACUGUAGUGUGGGAUUUCUAAGCAUAAAGCACAUGUACUUAGCUUAAAGUGAUAAAAAAGAAUAGUGUUAGCUCCUGUACAAGUAGCAGGGUUUUUGCAUUUGUAGGAGGCUUUAUUUUCUGUUUGUAAUGUGAUGUUUAUCUCUGGUCCUGUUCCUCCAGUACCUCUUACCCUAUUGUCUGUUUUAGUGUCAUAGAAAUUAAAGGAUUUGACAAGUUGU
Molecule: messenger RNA, 5014 nt
Organism: Pogoniulus pusillus (Red-fronted tinkerbird)
Lineage: Eukaryota; Metazoa; Chordata; Aves; Piciformes; Lybiidae
Gene: LMBR1
Product: limb development membrane protein 1
Exons: 17
Coding region: 245-1711 (488 amino acids)
Biological process (GO): signal transduction
Cellular component (GO): plasma membrane
Molecular function (GO): transmembrane signaling receptor activity
Source: RefSeq, a predicted model, not a curated record